This is a messenger RNA of Syngnathoides biaculeatus (alligator pipefish), 3844 nucleotides long. RefSeq names its product complement factor H-like. The transcript is spliced from 21 exons. Lineage: Eukaryota; Metazoa; Chordata; Actinopteri; Syngnathiformes; Syngnathidae. The record is from RefSeq and is a predicted model, not a curated record. The coding region runs from base 50 to 3385 and encodes 1111 amino acids.
CUGCAGUCUCCAUUUUUAGUUGUGUUCGGUGGCUCAGGGUGAAGACAAAAUGAACACAGUAACUCAAAGCUGUGUCCUAUUAUUGUGGAUGCAUACGUUGACCUUUGUGAAAUGUCAAGAAUGUACACUUGAAAAUUUUAGGAACAGUCCCCUGUACAAUUCAAAUUUUGAUACGACAAAUUUGGAAACCAAAUACCAAAAUGAGGACCAAGUGAGAGUGGGCUGCACUGUUGGCCACAGUGGAUUUUUCAGACUCAUCUGCAAAGCUGGAAGAUGGGAGUCUCAUGGUACAACAUGUCAACCAAAACUGUGCGGUCACCCUGGUGAAGCUCAGUUUGCCAAUUUUGAACUGGAGAAGGGUGAUGACUUUGUCUUUGGGUCGCAAGUGAAGUAUACCUGCCACCAAGGUUAUCAAAUGGUCAGUCGAAUUAACUACCGCCGUUGCAUGGCAGAUGGGUGGAGUGGUACUAUUCCAGUCUGUGAAGCAAUACAGUGCCCCUUGAUCAACGUUGAAGACAAUGUUGACGUUAUAGGGAACACAGAAGAAGCAAACUUUGGCAACGUGGUUCGGUUUAUUUGCAAAAGUACCGAUGAAAUCAUCAUUGGUUUAUCAGAGAUCUUCUGUGAUGAAAAUGGAGACUGGAGUGGCCUUCCUCCAAAAUGUGAAGUGGUAAAAUGCACAGUGCCACUGAUAGGAAAUGGUUUUGUGCUUGGAAAAAUCCAAGAGUACAAAGAACAUGCUAUCUUGUCAUAUCAGUGUAAUCCAACAUACAAGCCUGCUGAAGACAGACCUUCAACUUGCACAAAAGUUGGGAUGAGAGCCGAAUGGAGCCCCGCACCCUUAUGUGAAUUGAUUAGAUGUAAAGUAUCACUGCCAGCCAUUAAAGGAACCAGCUACAAGCCAGCUUACACAUCUGUGUUUUCACCUGGUGACACGUUAACUGUCACAUGUGAAGAGACCCAUUGGAUUUCAACCCUACAGCAGACCUCAGCAGUAUCAACGUGCAAAGACAAUGGAAAAUGGACCAUUAGACCAAUAUGUCAGGAGGUUACAUGCAGUAACCAAAGAGACCAAAAUGUAUGGCGAUGGGAUGUCUAUUGGGGGCAGAGAAUUAAAUUGGGUGCAUCUGUUGAAUAUGCCUGUAAAUCAGGCUACAAGAGAACAAAUGGUGCCGAACAAGUCAAGUGCACCAGAGAUGGAUGGAUCCCAAAUCCACCCUGCCAAGAAAUUACAUGUGACAGUAAGGAUAUCAGGAGUGCUGAAAUUUAUGGUGAUGGCAAGCAAAUCUACAAAAAAAAUGAAAGGGCCUACUUUGCCUGCAAAGGUUCUCAACAAUGGUUUAGUCUGAUUUGUACGGAAAAUGGUUGGCAGGGAAAUGUGCAUUGUCCAGGACACCAAUGUAAAAAACUUGACCUCAGCAAUGCAGAUAUUAUAAGCAAGGAAAAAUACUACUACAAUGAAGGCGAACGUGUUCAAUAUGCAUGUAGGAAUGAUGCCGAUAGAACAUUCGCCGUUACCUGUCAAUUUGGUGACUGGACUGGGAUUCAGAACUGUUCAGCAUGUCUCCAACCUGAUGUGCUCCAUGGCUUUGCUGUUGGUCCAUUACAUGACACAGUGUACUACGCGUGCAAUGAAGGAUAUAAACUUCCAAGUAAAGGGUGGUGGGGUGAAGCGAAAUGCAUUGAUGGGCUGUGGUUUGGACUGGAACAAUGUGUGGAAAAAAAUAAAUGUGGGGACAUACCUUUGAUUGCCAAUGCAAAAAUUAGACACCAAAAAAAUGGAAAUGGAGACGAUGAGAUUAUCCAGAUUGAAUGCAACGAUGGAUAUCAAACUCAGACGGACCGCUUAUUGUGUGUGGAAGGAAAAUGGGAUUCAAAUGGAUUCGCCUUUAACUCGACCUGUGUUCUUGUUGCUGGAACCUGCAGUCAUCCACCUAAAUUUGAAAAUGCCAUCAGUUUGACUUCAUUUCAAAAGGAAUACUUGUCUGAUUCGAAAAUCACUUUCAAGUGCCGGCAAAACUAUAUGAUGGAAGGACAAGACACAAUCACAUGUCAAAAUGGCCAAUGGGACAACGUGGACAUUAAAUGUACAGCAUACUGCUCCAAGCCAAAAUAUGCAGAGCAAACCACCUUCACUGACAAUAAAGAAAAAUAUCUCAAUGGUGAGGUCAUAAAGUAUCACUGUAUCCAACCAGGAGAAAAAACUGAGGGUUCUGCAACCUGUGUAAAUGGCAAGUGGAGUGAACCAGUUCACUGUGAAGUGAAGCCAUGUCCACUUCCUGAAAACACUCCAAAUGGCUAUUAUGAAAUAAUCCAUGGUGAUGAAUUUGUUUUCGGGGCAACUAUCAAAUACUUUUGCAAUGUGGGCUAUCAAAUGGUGAGUAAGAUUGAUACCAGGACAUGUUUGCUGGAAAAAUGGACCAACCAUGUUCCAAUAUGUGAACCUAUGACAUGCGACCCACCACCUGCACUGGGAGGAAUAACAAUCAAAGGUCUACCAGAAAAUGAAGAGGGCAUCCUUCCUGACCGCUACCUCACAUUCAGUUGUGACCUUCCUGGAAAGCAAAUACAUGGCAAGUCAGUGCUGAUUUGUGGUCAAAAUGGACUUUGGGAUAACCCAUUCCCUUAUUGUGAAGACAUUUCUUGUAAAGUUGAAGAGCUACACACUCAUCUUCGUGUGGUCGGUUUGCCACGAGGGAAUCAAACAAUACAAAUUGGACACAAAUUAAGGUUUCACUGUGGUGACGAAUAUGCCUUGGAUGGAUCUGAAGAAAUUGAGUGCUUGUCAACUGGGAAAUGGAACAACCCUUUCCCAAUGUGCAAUGAACCAUGUAAGGUCACAGGAAUACCAGCUAGUGUCACAUUGAGCACUAAUCUAGAAGACAGACAAGCAACAAAAGGACAAAAGCUGAAGUUUUAUUGCCGCCUGAGACAACAAAUGCUUCGAGGGAAGGCAGAGAUUGAAUGUCUACCAAAUGGACAGUGGAGUGAUCCCUUUCCUACAUGUGGAGCGCCUUUGGAUUGUGAGCAUCCACCUCAUCUUGCUGGUGGGGACACCAUCUCCUCCACUAAAUACAUCUACAGCCAUAACGAGAGGGUUGAGUACCUUUGCAAAACUUUUUACAAAAUGGAAGGGCAUCCCUUCAAGACCUGCAAUAAUGGUGAAUGGAUUGGAGAGAUGAAAUGUCUCAAGCCCUGCACUGUGAAUAGAGAACUCAUGGGCGCACACAACGUAGUAUUCAGAUACAGUCGUGACAACAAAAUAUACUCGACCCAUAAUGAUGUCAUUGAGUUCUGGUGCGCCCCCGGAACAAGACAUGACGGCACACUGAGUAUGCGGCAGAAGUGCAUCGAUGGAGUAAUGCAACUCCCCACUUGCCAAUAGCUGAUUUUGUGUGUGUGUGUGGGGCUUAGCUUGAGUCAAUAAUCAUCCACUGCCUGUAAUAGGUCGCUGCAUUGUCUGCUGGUUUUCAAUAAAAAAAAAAAGUUGUUGGCUCCAUAGUCUCACACCUUGUGGACACAAACACUCAGAUACAUAGAGUGCAAGGCCCCAGACACAUACAAAUUGCAGGAACUUUUAUCCAUUCCUUAGACAUUGAUUUUUUUUUCAUCCAUUAAGGUCAAGUAUUGCACAUAUUUGAUUACAGCUAAAAAAAAAAAAAACAAAACAAAAAAAAACAGUACAAUAAACACUAUGCCGCCUUUUGCUCGUUCGUCAGACUCCAGUUCCUUUCACAAUUUUUUUUCUUUUACACCAUAGAACUAAAACGACAAUUACAAAACAACACGUGUUAAUUACAUGCUAACAGCUAUAAUGCUGACCACUUUGGCCUGCUUCACAACG